AUGACAGUCACAACAUCCCAUGAGAUUGAUGACGGUAUUCGAACGUCACACUCACAAAUUCAUAGAAAUAUCGAUAAGUGGAUACAGAAUGGAUCAAACUGGCACAUCAAUCACAUCACCAGAUUUUACGUUGAUGUAGCAGCAUAUCAGCCAAUGAAAGGUAAAUCCUACAUUGAUUUACCGAACGAGCUCAAGAAAAAGAAGGCAAUCAUCAAUGUCAAGAAUAGGGAUGAUAAAUGUCUGAUGUGGGCACUGCUCUCAGCUCUGUAUCCAGCAAAGAAGAAUAGUGACAGGGUAACUCAGUAUACAGACUAUAGCAACAAACUUGAUCUGUUCGGAAUCGAUUUUCCAACACCACUGAGUCAGAUUUCCAAAGUCGAGAAGCAAAACAACCUAGCUAUCAAUGUCUUUGGGUAUGAGGAUAACGUGAUCUAUCCACUACUGCUGACAAAGAAAAGAGGUGAGAAAGUGAUCAAUCUUCUACUAUACCAAAAAGAAGAUCAGAAUCACUACUUUUGGAUCAAAGAUUUCAGUAGAUUGUGCUACGAUCAGUCAAAGCAUAAAGCCAGGAAAUUCUUCUGUACAAGAUAUCUCCGACCACACAACACAGAGAAAUCCCUGAGCAAUCAUCAGGAGUAUUGUGAUAAUGUCACUGGAUUAUCAGCACACAUGGUACUACCAGAACCGGAUGACUAUGGAAAUCUAUCAACACUGAAGUUCAAGAUCAAGAAAAUUGAUGGAGUGAAAAGCCAACAAACCAGCCGGGAUUCACAGCAUGUUCCUUGUGGUUUUGGUUAUGUCGUGGUGCGUUCUGACGAAGUGAUGACAAGUCAGUGUUUCUACCGGGGUGCUGAUGCCAUGGAUGUAUUCUUUGAUAAACUCAAAGCUGAGGAGAAGAAAAUCCAAUCAGCACUCAAUAAUCCAGCACCGAUGGAUCUCACUAAGGAACAAGAAGAAUUGUUCAGAGAGACAGAAGACUGUUGGAUUUGUAAAAAGAAACUUGGUGAUGACAGAGUCCGUGAUCACGACCACAUCACUGGUGAUUUCCGCGGUGCCGCACCCAAUGACUGUAACAUCAAACUGAGAAUUUCUCCAUACAAGCAGCACAUCCCUGUGGUUUUUCACAACCUGAAAGGCUAUGAGAGUCAUCAUCUCAUCGGAGCAAUCGGAAAGACAGAUGUUGAGACCGUCACAUACACGGAUAAGGAUGGUGUGUGUAAGAGUAAAACUGUGGGUGAGAUAUCAGUCAUUCCCAACAACAUGGAGAAAUUCAUCUCAUUCACAUGGAGACAGUUCCGGUUCAUCGACAGCUGUCAGUUUCUCAAUGCCUCACUUGAUAGACUGGUGAAAACGACACCAGAUGAGUCAUUCACUCACACCAAGACGUUGUCAAACCAUCAGCUGUUGAUGAGGAAAGGAGUAUACCCCUAUGAGUACAUGAACAGCUUCUCCAGGUUCGAUGAGACUCAGCUACCAGCACAGAGUAAGUUCUAUUCUUCACUGUCUGAUGAGGGGGUGAGUGACGAUGACUACAAACAUGCUGAGACAAUGUGGAUGAAAUUCGACUGUCAGACUCUUGGUGAUUAUCACGACUUGUAUCUCAAGACCGACGUGUUUCUCUUGGCUGACAUCUUUGAGAAUUUCAGAGUAGAAGCUGUCAGAACGUAUCAGCUGGAUCCAGCAAAUUACUACACUCUGCCUGGAUUUGCCUGGGAUGCUCUGUUGAUGUACUCAGGUGUGUCUUUGGAAUUACUAACAGACUAUGAUCAGCACUUGUUUGUAGAAUCAGGAAUGAGAGGCGGUGUGUCGAUGGUCUCACAACGAUAUGCUGCUGCUAAUAAUCACUAUCAGGAGAAAUAUGAUGCUGAUCAGCCAUCGUCAUUUAUCCAGUAUCUCGAUGCCAACAAUCUCUAUGGUUGGGCAAUGUCACAGCAUCUCCCAGUGUCUGAUUUUCGGUGGGAGAAACCAUCAGAGAAACUCCUGAAUAAGAUACUGAAUACUCAAGAUGAUUCCUCAUCGGGGUAUAUCGUCGAGUGUGAUCUGGAUUAUCCACACGAACUUCAUGAGAAGCACAACGAUUAUCCCGUUGCACCGGAACGUCUUUCCGUCAAUGAAGACAUGCUUUCUCCAUACCAGCAGGAGCUUGUUGAUAAACUCAAUUCUUCCGGAGUAGAUGCUCUCAAACUUGUACCAAACUUGAGGGACAAGACAAAGUACGUUCUCCAUUACCGAAACUUGAAACUCUACACUCAGCUCGGACUACGUUGUGUCAAAAUUCAUCGUGCUCUGAAAUUUACUCAGACACCGUGGAUGAGAAACUACAUCGAGAAGAAUACAGACAUCCGGAAGAAGGCAAAGGAUGAUUUCUCUAAGGAUUUCUAUAAACUGAUGAACAAUGCGGUGUUCGGGAAAACUAUGGAGAACGUUCGGAGGAGAGUCAACAUAAAAUUGCUGAGAAGUCGUGAGGAGAAAAAAAUCAAACAGCUUGUUGCCAAACCAACGUACAACCGCCAUGUGAUCUUCAAUGAUGACCUGGUCGGGGUACAAAGUAACAGGACAAAGGUCGUCCUCAACAAGCCCAUAUAUGUUGGGAUGUCGAUUUUGGAUCUCUCAAAGGCACUCAUGUAUGACUUUUACUACAAUCACCUGAAAGUGAUGUAUGGCUCUGAUGUGAACGAUACCAUUGACGGUGUCACCUUGCUUGAUCUUGUUGGUUUUUGA
This is a messenger RNA of Sycon ciliatum, 2721 nucleotides long. RefSeq lists its product as uncharacterized. The coding region runs from base 1 to 2721 and encodes 906 amino acids. NCBI's taxonomy places the organism in Eukaryota, Metazoa, Porifera, Calcarea, Leucosolenida, Sycettidae. The record is from RefSeq and is a predicted model, not a curated record. The transcript is spliced from 2 exons.